This is a messenger RNA of Perca fluviatilis (European perch), 2224 nucleotides long. RefSeq names its product chemokine-like receptor 1 (gene cmklr1). The transcript has 2 exons. NCBI's taxonomy places the organism in Eukaryota, Metazoa, Chordata, Actinopteri, Perciformes, Percidae. Bases 114 to 1166 code for a protein of 350 amino acids. The record is from RefSeq and is a predicted model, not a curated record. Gene Ontology annotation, cellular component: plasma membrane. Gene Ontology annotation, molecular function: complement receptor activity; G protein-coupled receptor activity. Gene Ontology annotation, biological process: inflammatory response; positive regulation of cytosolic calcium ion concentration; chemotaxis.
AUAGGUUGUGCAGUGUUUCUAACAAGUCUAAAGGACGCAGCAGCUCUGUUGACACUAAACUCUGGACACCAUCAAGUCAACAGCAGUGAAAGGUCUGUGCUGCAGAAAUCAAAAUGGAUUUUACAUAUGAAGAGUUUACUGAAUUUUACUCUACACUUAACUACAGUUAUGAAAGCAAUGAAGGCGAUAACACUCCACACGAGGAGUCAGUUUAUCAGCACCAAUCAACAUGUUCAAAGGAAAUCUUUUGUGUAUCUUUACUCGUGCUCAAUGUGGUCAUAUUUCUGCUGGGCUUCUGUGGAAACAUACUGGUCAUCUGGAUUUCUGGCUUCAAGAUGAAGAAGACGGUCAACACCACCUGGUACCUGAGCCUUGCGAUCUCUGACUUCGUCUUCUGUGCCUUCCUCCCUUUCAGCAUCACCAACAUGGCGAUGGAUGAGUGGAUCUUUGGCCAAUUCAUGUGCAAAUUCGCCCCCUCUGUUAUGUUCCUCAACAUGUUCAGCAGCAUCUUCCUCCUGGUCGUCAUCAGCGUCGACCGCUGUGUGUCAGUCAUGUUUCCAGUUUGGGCUCAGAACCAUCGCACUGUUAAAAAGGCAUCCAUUGUUGUUGUCAUGUCCUGGCUUCUCGCUAUUGCACUGAGCUUUCCCUCUGUCAUCUUCCGGGAUGUUAGCAGUCACAUGGGUAGGACCAUUUGCCACAACAAAUAUAAUUCAAACCAACAUGUGAUAGUUGCAGUGAGCCGCUUCCUUGCAGGGUUCAUUGUCCCUUUCAUCGUCAUCGUCAUCUGCUACUCUAUCAUCAUCCUCAGACUUCGAACCAACAGGAUGACCAAAUCUUCCAAACCCUUCAAAGUCAUGUCUGCACUCGUCGCUGCUUUCUUCAUCUGCUGGCUGCCCUAUCACGUGUUCGUCCUACUUGAGCUCAGCCAUCAAAACUACAACCACGGCCUUUUAACUGCUGGACUCCAAAUAGGUACUGCUUUGGCUUCAGCUAACAGCUUCCUUAACCCAGUGUUGUAUGUUUUCAUGGGCAAUGACUUCAAGCGGAAGUUCAAGAGCUCCGUGCUCUCAAAGAUGGAGAAUGCAAUGGUAGAGGAAGGCCGAACCACCAGCCGAUACCUUUCCAGGUCCAGCUCCAUGGACGGCAGAGCUUCUACACACAUCUAGAGACAUUUAUCCAAAACUGUAUACAUACUUUUAUAUAUUUAUAUAUAUAUAUAUAUACGUUUUCAAAUAUGCAAUAACUAAACACAAUAUAUAAAAAAUGUCAUACAUUCACAAUGCUUAUGAGCAUUUCUGUUGCACUUUUCUACUGUUGGCAGCAUGGAGAAAGCUGUUGCCAAUUCUGGCUCACAAACAUAAUGUAGUUGAAGAAUGCGAGCUUGAGCCAAUCUCUAAACUUGUACUUUACUCGUUGUGCACUGCAGGGCGACAUCAAUCUCAUCCAGCAGAAGGAAUAUUUUCAGAGCAGUAUUUGUGGAAAGUUUUGCAGGCAGUUUUUACUGCAGCACAUAGAUGAAUUUAAGUUGUAAAAUACAAGGGCUGUAAAAUAUGAUGUAUAUUGUCUCAUAAUAAACAUAAAAGUAUAUUAGCAUUAUUUCAAGCAAUGUCUGAAAUUAUAUUUAGCAAAAGGACACCUCAAGGAGCUCCUUUCACAAACAAUGUGUGUGUAUGAAUGGUGACAGUAUAGAUUUUAGAUUGCAGAUACAUUUGUGAGUCGUGCAGGGCUCUUGCAUGAUUGCAAUUAUGUAAUUCACUUUGAAUAUUUUCUUCAGUUUGUUGAAUUGAUUAUUGUAAAGUUUUAAUUUGACCACUGAACAAUUGACUUUGAAACAGAAACAGAAGAUCAUGAAGAACACUGGCAGAAGGAAAAGAGGCAAGAAUUGAUUACUGGUAUUUCUUUUUCACGCACCUCAGCUGUCCAAAAAGGGAUGUUCUGGAGUUGUAUUUACCGACACCACAGUAUAUGCAACAAUUUUUGUGUUGCAGCAUUUAUGUGUUGUAUCAGACUGACCCAAAUACAAUGUGCCAAUGGUUGGAGGACUGCUAUUGAAAUAAGUGCAGUGUAGUUAGCUCUUAUGAAUCAUAGAAAUACCACACACCCAGCUCCUAUUACUAGAUGACAAUAUUUUUGUUAUUUCAUGUAUGAGAGCUGUACAGUGAAUGUGACUUGUGCAAUAAAUGUUUCUGUUUUUUUUAAAUAAAGCUGUAACUAUCAAAAUCAG